UACCUCGGGAAGCCGAGCGGGGGCGCUUCAGCUCCACAGAAGUGAGAACGAGCAUGCGCGAGACCUUCACUCAGCACCAGCUGAGGUCAGCCGGAGGAGCAACGAGACACCGGGAGCAGAGUGUGUGGAGCAGCCCGCCAAAUGUACCGCUCCAGCAGGAUGGUGAUGAAUGGAUAAGAGAGUAGCCAAGUCAUGGAUAGACCGCCACAAUGACACAUGAGACCCUCACAAGUUCCCAGCUGUCUGUCAAGGCUGCUGCGCUGCGCAUGGUCGACCUACCUCUCUCCGUCUACGGCUCUCUGGCUCAGGUGAGUGUCAGCACAGGCACAAAGAAACUGGUUGCUGCCACCACCUUUGGUGCUGUCUCGCUCCUCUUCCUCGCACGCCACUUCCAGAGAAGGAAGGGCAGAAAGAGGGCCAUCUCGCCGCAGUGGGAGCAGGCUGGCUUUGAGUUCUUCACCUCAGCCUCGGCACAAAACGAUAACACUAGCCAACAAAACAUCACUCUCUCCCUCAACUCCAAGAAUGGCUACCCCUCUGGUCUGGUCCUCACUGCAGGAACCUACAGAGAACUGGCCGGGUCUCUGCAGAGCUUGGCCUCGGUGAAAAGUGUGAACUCAUCCAGCAGCAGCACUUGUGCAAAUGAAUCCACCUGCUGGGACAGACUGGGAGACGAUGACAUCUGCAGUAUGGUCAACUUACCCGUCACCACACCUGAAAACCUGUACCUUAUGGGUAUGGAUUUAUUUGAGGAGGCUCUGCGGCGGUGGGAGGAGGCGUUGACAUUCAGGAGCAGGCAGGUUGAGGACGAAGUGAACUGUGCCUCCGUUAAAACAGGAGCUGGAGACGCCAUCGCUGAGCAGGGCAUGGAGGACGUCAUCAGCGCAGAGUUCAUCCACAGGCUGAAGUCUCUGCUGCAGAGAGCUUACCACCUCCAAGAGGAGUUUGAGGGAGUGCUCUGCAUGUCAGAGCCUUCAUCGCACAACAGUCAGGACAUCUUGGUCAGAGAGGAGCUGGACGACAUCUGUCUGAGAGACAGUGUCAGCAUCGCCUCCACUGACUCUUUUGUUUCUGCUGCUGAGCUGUCGGAGCACAGAGAGCUGAGGAGCGUCUACACUCUGGGUCAUCAUCCUUUCUACGAGGAGGCGCUGCAGAUGGCAGAGGAAGGCAAGAUCUCCUGCAGGGUGCUGAGAACUGAGAUGCUGGAGUGUCUCGGGGACGUAGACUUUCUGGCCAAGUUGCACUGUGUGCGGCAGGCGUGUCAGCUCAUCCUGUGCGAGAGGACGACCAGGAUGUUUCUGGCCGACACUGGAAAGAAAACACUGUCCUCCAUCAUUGUUAAAGCACACAAGAGCCCAAAGAGAUUCGAGGAAGUGUUUGAAGAGAUGAUUUCCUUCCUGGAGCACACGGAGCACUGGGAAAACACCGAGGUGGAGCUGGCCACACGUGGGGUGAAGCACUUGAACUUCUAUGACAUAGUGCUGGAUUUCAUCCUGAUGGACUCGUUUGAGGACCUGGAGAAUCCACCGAUCUCCAUCCAGAACGUGAUCAACAACCGUUGGCUCAACAGCUCCUUCAAGGAGACCGCGGUGGCGUCAAGCUGUUGGUCAGUUCUGAAGCAGAAGAAACAGCACAUAAAGGUGUCUGACGGCUUCAUCGCCCAUUUCUACGCCGUGUGUGAACAGAUCAGUCCUGUCCUGGCAUGGGGUUUCCUCGGGCCUAAGAGCUCCCUGCACGACUUCUGCAGCUUCUUCAAGGACCAGGUGCUGCACUUCCUGAAGGACAUUUUCGAUCUGGAUAAGGUGCGUUACUCGUCAGUAGAGAGCCUGGCAGAGGACAUGCUCCACCUGCUGCACCGUCGCUCCGAGCUGCUGCUGGCGUACCUGGGAGCCGACUCCCUGCGACACCUCAACAGCUGCAAUUCCACACAGGUGCAGCUGGUUCCCAGCGCCCUGCUGGAGGCGCCAGUGCAGUGAGAGAUCUCCAAACAGACCCAAACACCAAACACAAGAAAAUCUCUGCAUUUAUCCUAAGGUGGGUUCACACCAACUGUCGGACCAAAGAAGACUUUCCGUAGGUGUGAUCACAUCUUCGAUCCGUUUGAUGCACCACUUUAUUGUAUAACAUUAUUUGGCUGGUGUCUGACACCCACUCAUCACACUACCCAUCAUGCCAUCUGCUCUCAAUAUUGUGUACGAGGAUCCAGAUAAACUGUACCAGCCACUACCACUCUACCAGCCUUCACACUUCAUCACUAUCUACUGUGCGGCCUCCUCUUCCUCCUCCUCUUCUCCCUUAUCCCCCUUUUUCACUGUGCCAUGGCAGUGCAUGUUAGAUUUAAAAUAUCAUAGCAAUAAUAUUUGUAAUUUAAACUUGCUGUGAGACUUGACAUUGAUUCUCUAGCAGUAGAUAUAACGCGGUAUAAGUGGAAGCGUAUUUAUGGCCAUUAAGAGCGGUUUAUAAGAGGAAGAGAUAGUAUUUUACUCUAUUUAUUUUAUUAUACAUGAAGCAGGAUUUAUUUUAUAGAGGUUGUAGUUGUGCCUGUAUGCAUCAAUGGAUUUACAGCAUACAUACAGUGAGUAGUAUGAAUACCAAUGUUGUAUAAUAUAUAUAAUGAACUUCAUCAGUAAGUAUUUCCACAUCAGCAAUGCAAAACCUUCAUAUGUGCUUUGUGAUGCUGCUUUGUUGCCCCGGGAAACCAUGAAACAAAGGGAUUUAGUUUGAGAAUUGAAGAAAUGUUUGUGUGUUGUGUUGACCAGCUGUCGGACAACAGAAAUACAGAUUUUUAAGUUAUUUCAAAGGGAAAGUUUAGAGUUUUUAUUGGGUUUUGGAGGUUUUUUUGGCCGCCGCCCCAGAACACACAAAACCUUCAUGCAAUGUGUAAAUAUAGUCCGGAAGGCCAUCGAUCCCAUCAACUACAGGAAAUACAAGAUUAUAACUCAACUGUUGCAUAAUCCUGCAGCUGUGGAGCGACAAUAUGAAGCCUUAUUAUCGAUGCACAUGUUUAAGCCUUGUCUUUGUCACUGAAUGUCAAGUCUGAAGAAAAAAAGUCUAUUUUUCGUAACCUGCGGCAUUUGAAAACACUCGAUGUCUGCUCCGCUGAUCGGUCACUGCCGUGUACAGAACACACACACACAAGAAAGUUUAGAGUUUCAAGUCACUGCAGGACUAAAUGUGUGUCGACGGAUCAGAAGAGUUCAUUCCAAGAUGCUGAAUACUCACUUUUAAAGGGGGAUGGUGGUUGAGUUUCCUCUUAAAAUGGUUGGGUCACUUUUUUCUCCCUAAAGUCUAAAAAACACAACGCUCACAUGUCCAUAUUUACUUCUGAGUUGCUGAAAUCAUUCAAGAAGAGAUUGCUUCUGGAAGCGAUUUCGAUGUAAAUAAUCUGGGACAAAAUCCUCAAUCUGGUUAAUAAAUUCAAGAUCAGCAGGAGCUCACGAGGCUUCAGCAGUCUGUUGCCAAAUCAAUUAGUUAUUUUCUAGUUUUAUAUUUUCAAUUUCAGUAGUUGUCGCACAGCAUGAAGUCUUAAUGACAGGUGUGUCGGAUCAAAGAGUCUCAACUUCAGAAAUGAAUCAAAUAAUCCUGCAAUAUUUUAUCUUCUAGUUCAAAAUUCCCUCAUGUUUCUACAGACAAUGUCUUCUUUGGAGUUAAUUUUAUUUGUAGAGCCCAAUAAUCACAAAUUUGCUUCUUAAAGAGGCUUUAAAAUCUAUACAGAUAUACAACUUAUAUCCUCUAUUCAGAUAAGAACUCCCCCCCAAAAAACCUUUCACAGAGCUGAGACAAUUAGUCGAGCCACAGCUAUUUUUAGGCAUAAAUGGCAUCAACUCAGAAGUUUUAGCUUCUCAAAUGUGAAUAUUUUCUUAUAAUAGACAAUAUAUUUUGGUUAGAGACUGCUGGUCGUACAAAACAGAACAUCAUGCUGAGAUUCUGUUGCCCAAAUAUUCAACUGGUAGUUUAUUGCUGCUCUCCAUAUUUUCAUUAAUCAGUCUGUAAAUCAUCUCUAAGUAGAUUUGUGGCUGUGAGUGUUUUAAGACAGUCAGGUGAAAAAUGUGAGUCUUAUUUUUGGAAUGACUUUCUGUUGACACACGGAGGUCAGUUUCAAAUAUGUAAGAUCACUUUGUUUUCAUGUAUAAAUGAAGCAAAUAAAUACUGAUGAGAAAGUG
Molecule: messenger RNA, 4163 nt
Organism: Thunnus maccoyii (southern bluefin tuna)
Lineage: Eukaryota; Metazoa; Chordata; Actinopteri; Scombriformes; Scombridae
Gene: miga1
Product: mitoguardin 1
Exons: 16
Coding region: 210-1976 (588 amino acids)
Biological process (GO): mitochondrial fusion
Source: RefSeq, a predicted model, not a curated record